GUGAACUCCCGGCAACCAGGCUACUGCAGGAAGCGGGUCGCAGCGACUGUUUCCCUCGGGGGUCUGCUGACAUGGCCAGAAAGGCUCUAAAGCUGGCUUCCUGGACUAGCGUGGCUCUUGCCGCCUCUGGCUUCUACCUCUAUGGUAACAAGUACUUGGACCUUAAUGACUUUGGUGCUGUCAGGGUGGGCAGAGCAGUUGCUACGACAGCUGUCAUCAGUUACGACUACCUCACCUCCCUGAGGAGUGUUCCCUAUGGCUCAGAGGAGUAUCUGCAGCUUCGAUCCAAGGUACACCUUCGCUCUGCCAAGCGUCUUUGUGAGCUCUGCUGUGCCAACCGGGGCACCUUCAUCAAGGUGGGCCAGCACCUGGGGGCUCUGGACUACCUGCUGCCGGAGGAGUACACCAGCACGCUGAAGGUGCUGCAUAGCCAGGCCCCACAGAGCAGCAUGCAAGAGGUCCGCCAGGUCAUCCGCGAGGACCUGGGCAAGGAGAUCCAUGAUUUAUUUGUGAGCUUUGAUGACACCCCUCUAGGGGCUGCCUCUCUGGCCCAGGUCCACAAGGCGGUGCUGCAUGAUGGGCGGACAGUGGCUGUGAAGGUCCAGCACCCAAAGGUGCAGGCUCAGAGCUCGAAGGACAUUCUUCUGAUGGAGGUGCUUGUCCUAGCCGUGAAGCAGCUGUUUCCCAAGUUUGAGUUCAUGUGGCUGGUGGAGGAAGCCAAAAAGAACCUGCCUUUAGAGCUGGAUUUCCUCAACGAAGGGAGGAAUGCCGAGAAGGUGGCCCAGAUGCUCAAGCACUUUGACUUCUUACAGGUCCCCCGAAUCUACUGGGAGUUCUCCACCAAGCGGGUCCUUCUGAUGGAGUUUGUGGACGGUGGGCAGGUCAAUGACAGGGGCUACAUGAAGAGGAACAAGAUUGACGUCAAUGAGGUCUCACGCCAGCUGGGAAAGAUGUACAGUGAGAUGAUCUUUGUCAACGGCUUCGUGCACUGUGAUCCCCACCCAGGCAACGUGCUGGUGCGUAAGCACCCGGGCACGGGGCAGGCUGAGAUUAUUCUGCUGGAUCAUGGACUGUACCAGGUGCUCACAGAAGAGUUCCGCCUGGAUUACUGCCGCCUCUGGCAGUCUCUGAUCUGGACAGACAUGAAGAGGGUAAAGAAGUACAGCCAGCGCCUGGGAGCCGGCCAGCUCUACCCCUUGUUUGCCUGCAUGCUGACGGCCCGCUCAUGGAACUCGGUCAACAGGGGCAUUGGCCAGGCUCCAGUGACUGCCGCUGAGGAGUCAGAAAUCCGGGACAAUGCUGCCAACUACCUUCCCCAGAUCAGUCAGCUCCUCAACCACGUGCCACGCCAGAUGCUGCUGAUCUUCAAGACCAACGACCUGCUGCGUGGCAUUGAGGCUGCCCUGGGCACCCGUGCUGAUGCCAGUUCCUUCCUUAACAUGUCGCGCUGCUGCAUCAGGGCACUGGCCACGCACAAGAAGAAGAAGACCUACUCAUUCUUCAGAAGGACUCAGAUCUCUUUCAGAGAAGCCUUCAACUUAUGGCAGAUUGACCUUCAUGAAUUCAUUCUGAGUGUGAAGGGGUUGAAGCUGGCCAACUGGCUCUUGGCCCUGUUUUUCUGGUUGUUUCCUGCUUCACACUGA
Messenger RNA from Chrysochloris asiatica (Cape golden mole), 1643 nucleotides. It is a transcript of the gene ADCK1, whose product is annotated as aarF domain containing kinase 1. Gene Ontology annotation, biological process: protein phosphorylation; mitochondrion organization; lipid homeostasis. Gene Ontology annotation, molecular function: ATP binding; protein kinase activity. Bases 72 to 1643 code for a protein of 523 amino acids. The transcript is spliced from 11 exons. NCBI's taxonomy places the organism in Eukaryota, Metazoa, Chordata, Mammalia, Afrosoricida, Chrysochloridae. Gene Ontology annotation, cellular component: mitochondrial inner membrane. The record is from RefSeq and is a predicted model, not a curated record.